Molecule: messenger RNA, 2098 nt
Organism: Achroia grisella
Lineage: Eukaryota; Metazoa; Arthropoda; Insecta; Lepidoptera; Pyralidae
Gene: 5-HT2A
Product: 5-hydroxytryptamine receptor 2B
Exons: 9
Biological process (GO): chemical synaptic transmission; G protein-coupled receptor signaling pathway, coupled to cyclic nucleotide second messenger; serotonin receptor signaling pathway
Cellular component (GO): membrane; dendrite
Molecular function (GO): neurotransmitter receptor activity; serotonin binding; G protein-coupled serotonin receptor activity
Source: RefSeq, a predicted model, not a curated record
AUGGUAUAGAAACUGGAUAUGACGAAUUACACCUUUCUGUACACAAGCCAGGAUUUGAGUUGUCACUUAACCAGUGGUGAGGGUUGUGGGAACACAACAUAUCCAGGACUAGAUUGUAAAACAGACGGUCAAUCAGUAUUUUACAAUUGCGAAUUAAAUAUUGAUAUUCAAAAUGAAACACUCUACAGUUGCAUUGCAUGUAUCAAUGAUACGAUGGACUUUAUUAACGGUAGUUUAUGUAACAUUGGAUUCAAGUUGAACAUGUACACGGUGGUCUUCGGGAGUGCUUUAAAGAGCCUGUGGGUACGACUGCCGUAUUAUGACAUUUGUGAUUGGGACACCUUGCUGUGUUAUAGUGAGAAUUUUAAUCGAACGUUGUACAUUGACGUUGGUAAUAGCAGUAUUGUAAAUAAUAUAGUCGACAGUUUUCAAUGUGGUUGGAACUUUCGUAACGCAUCGGGCGAUCCAGUAGGAAGCAAAACGGGAUAUGAUUGGAGUUUUCUAUUUGUGAUAUUAUUUAUAGUAGCGGGUGGAGUUGGUAAUAUAUUGGUCUGUUUGGCUGUGUGCUUGGAUAAAAGAUUGCAGAAUGUGACAAAUUAUUUUCUGCUGUCGCUGGCGAUAGCGGAUCUGCUUGUCAGCUUGUUCGUGAUGCCAAUGGGGGCAAUACCUGGAUUUUUAGGAUACUGGCCGCUCGGUGUGGUAUGGUGCAAUGUGUAUGUCACCUGCGAUGUGCUGGCCUGCUCUGCUAGCAUCAUGCACAUGUGCUUCAUCAGUAUCGGCAGGUAUUUAGGCAUACGGAACCCGUUGAAGAGCAGACAUCACUCCACCAAGAGGGUGGUGCUUAUCAAGAUAGCGCUCGUCUGGUUGCUCAGUAUGUUCGUGUCAAGUUCUAUCACAGUUUUAGGUCUUAUAAAUCGCUCCAAUAUAAUGCCAACUCCAGAGCUAUGUGUAAUCAACAAUCGUUUCUUCUGGAUCUUUGGCUCUCUGGUCGCAUUCUAUAUCCCCAUGCUGACGAUGGUGGUCUCGUUUGCGCUGACCGUCCAACUGCUGAAGAGGCAGGCGAGGUUAGCCGCCACUCCCGUGCCUGGUGGAAUGCAGAGAAGGCAAUGUGGAGGAUUUGACAACACUCCUAUACAAGGAGGCCGGCGAUCAGGCACUAGGAGUUCACCAGACUUAUCGCCCAACAACUCAGUAUCAAGACAGCUGACAUGGCGAGUCACUAGUACCAGGGCGUCACGUAACAAAGUGAGCAUGGGUGGAUCACAUCCUCAACUGAGUUAUAUGAAUGGCUGCGGAGGUGGCGGCGGAUCAGGGGGAUCUAGAAGAGGUCGAGAUGUCGCCACUCAAACUCCUCUCAGCAUAGCAGCAGAGACAAGAAGAGCGAGGCUUAGACCGCUCAAGUUAACCCUGGCAACUCCUAACGCGUUAACUUUGAGAUUCCUGGCCAACAGAAAGAAAGGAAGAUCACUAUCAGCGAAUGCGGUGGCAAAUGAACAGAAGGCAACCAAGGUCCUAGGACUAGUGUUUUUUACAUUCGUGCUAUGUUGGGCGCCCUUCUUCUUAUUAAACAUGUUGUUUGCUUCGUGUCCUGCUUGUAUAGUUCCAGAACAUGUGGUAGACAUCUGCCUGUGGCUGGGCUACGUGUCGUCCACUAUAAAUCCGAUCAUCUACACUGUCUUCAACAGGACCUUCAGGGGGGCGUUCCUGAGGCUGCUGAGAUGUCACUGUAACAGACGGGGCCGCUGCACCCGCUACCACUCAGUUGGGUCAACUCGUGGGGCGUCCCAGCUAUGUGCUAGGUCUGCCCUACCUCUUGCUAUCUCGCUGCGUCCAUCAGCUAUGCAAGCCGCCUCUCCUGCUGGCCAGGAGACCACGGAAACUGUGCUUAUAGAGACUCCAUUGAGUGACUAUAAUGUGAGGUAUUAGAGCGUAUGAAUAUAUACAAAUCAGUAUUUAUUUGUGUAAAAUUGUAUUGAUAUUUCGUAGUGACUUCAGAUGACGGUUCUUUGAGAAUACUGAGAUACAUUUUAAUGUUUAAUAUUUUCUGGUUACCUACCGAUUUCUAAUAAGUAUAGUAAAUAUAAAAAUUUUCUGUGGU